Messenger RNA from Anopheles darlingi, 1491 nucleotides. RefSeq names its product proteoglycan 4-like. Bases 52 to 1269 code for a protein of 405 amino acids. The record is from RefSeq and is a predicted model, not a curated record. Lineage: Eukaryota; Metazoa; Arthropoda; Insecta; Diptera; Culicidae. The transcript has a single exon.
UUUAGUUUUGAACAGUUCUUCGCCGCGACUACACGCGACAUUCGGAUUCUGAUGGCAAAGAACCAAAGUAUAUUCUUUCUGCUGUUGGCAGUUGUGCUGUGUGAAGUGAAUGCACUGCCCGUGACUGUGCAUUACAAGGACAAAGGAUAUGCGUCGGUGUCCGUUGAACCGAGAGAUAUUCUUGAACGAAAAUUAUCGAAUUCAUUCGCGUUAAAUCUCAAAGACUGCAUACAUAAUUUGGAUAUUGAUUCUCGCAUACCUGCAAUAGUAUGCAGAAGCAAUUCUUUCGACACUAUUCAACUUCAGAGUGGUGAACAUCAAGAUGUCCGACGAAACGGUUUGGAUACAGACGAACCAGAGCCUACUACAACCGAGGAUCCAGAGCAGACCACGACAGAGGAUCCAGAGCUUACUACAACCGAGGAUCCAGAGCUCACUACAACCGAGGAUCCAGAGCUCACUACAACCGAGGAUCCAGAGCUGACCACGACAGAGGAUCCAGAGCUGACUACAACCGAGGACCCAGAGCUCACUACAACCGAAGAUCCAGAGCUGACUACAACCGAGGAUCCAGAGCUGACCACAACAGAGGAUCCAGAGCUUACUACAACCGAGGAUCCAGAGCUCACUACAACCGAGGAUCCAGAGCUCACUACAACCGAGGACCCAGAGCUCACUACAACCGAGGAUCCAGAGCAGACCACGACAGAGGAUCCAGAGCUGACUACAACCGAGGACCCAGAGCUCACUACAACCGAGGACCCAGAGCUCACUACAACCGAAGAUCCAGAGCUUACUACAACUGAGGAUCCAGAGCUCACUACAACCGAAGAUCCAGAGCUCACUACAACCGAGGAUCCAGAGCUCACUACAACCGAGGAUCCAGAGCAGACCACAACAGAGGAUCCAGAGCUUACUACAACCGAGGAUCCAGAGCUCACAACAACUGAGGAUCCAGAGCUCACUACAACCGAGGAUCCAGAGCAAACCACGACAGAGGAUCCAGAGCUCACUACAACCGAGGAUCCAGAGCUGACCACGACAGAGGAUCCAGAGCUCACUACAACUGAGGAUCCAGAGCUUACUACAACCGGGGAUCCAGAGCAAACCACGACAGAGGAUCCAGAAGUCAGUUCCGGUGGAACACCGCCCCCGGUAACAACCAUAGAUCCUGAAUCGACUACGAGAGGUUUAGGAAAUUCACUUGGAGGAUCAUGGACUUUAAUAUUCCUGAUAGUCAGUACUUUUGUGAUUGUGAACAUCUCGUGAUGAGACAACCCUAUCAAGAAAGACUAAAACAGUUCACCUUUACGAUCAAUUUGAUCCCCCCGCUGCGUUGCUCGGUCAACCGAUUUAUCUAUCACUCCUCAUCCUAGACCACAACAAAAUCCCAAAAAUGACCUCUCUCUCUUUCUCUCUCUCCGUGACACAAAUGUAAGCGAGCGAAUGAGUCCGUGUGAAGGAAUGAAGGAUAACGAAUGUCAUAUUAAG